AUGAAGAGACGAAAACUGUCUUCGAGCUCAGCUCUCCGGUCUUCCCUCCCAAGCGCCACACGCGCGCUCUUGAAUCUCUGCUUUCUCCUGCUCGUCCUCCUUCUGCCUACCAGUUCCACUUCUCAGAGAGCUUUGCCUCCUCUCCCCUCUGGAGAACUGAGUGAGCCUCAGCUUUCCAUUGCUUCGUCCUCUCCCGUGGCUUCCCCCUCUUCUCUUCCCUCUUCUCCUUCUUCUUCUCCGGCUGCUGCCUCCUCUGCUUCUCCGGCUUCUUCUGCCUCUGUCUCCUCCUUCCUCGUUCGGUCCGGACCAACGCAGCGGGAGGCCGGCGAGGAAGCAGACAGAAGGGAGGAAGAUGGCGCGAGGGGCGGAUCGCCUUCGCGCGCUCUCCCUGAGGGUCCGCUUCUUGUCUCUGGCUCCUCGCACACUCUCUUGGCUGCGACAGAGCAGAUUGUGCCAUCGAUGAAGCGGUCGUCACGGCUGCUGCGGCAGGCGCAACCAGAGGCAGAAGAACAUGAGAAAGGAGAAAACGAGAAGGGAGAACACGAGAAACGAACUGCUUCUCCAGACGGCAUCUUUCUUACUUCCUUCGGCGCAGACAUUUCCCCUUCACACUUGCAAAUUCACACUGUGUUCAGUCGCGAAGGAGAUCGCGAAGCUGGAGAGCAGGCGCUGUGA
Molecule: messenger RNA, 675 nt
Organism: Toxoplasma gondii ME49
Lineage: Eukaryota; Apicomplexa; Conoidasida; Eucoccidiorida; Sarcocystidae
Exons: 1
Coding region: 1-675 (224 amino acids)
Source: RefSeq, a predicted model, not a curated record